Molecule: messenger RNA, 1459 nt
Organism: Dermacentor albipictus
Lineage: Eukaryota; Metazoa; Arthropoda; Arachnida; Ixodida; Ixodidae
Product: DNA polymerase delta subunit 3-like
Biological process (GO): nucleotide-excision repair, DNA gap filling; DNA synthesis involved in UV-damage excision repair; DNA strand elongation involved in DNA replication
Cellular component (GO): nucleus; delta DNA polymerase complex
Molecular function (GO): DNA-directed DNA polymerase activity
Source: RefSeq, a predicted model, not a curated record
GCUCUCAAGCUUGUUUGCAAAGUCUCGUGUUUGCAAAUACACAUGCGGAUGUGCGUAUUCAUUGGUACGCGUCUUCCGAAAGCUGGCAAAUACAAAAAGACGUGGGGAAGGACUAGCAAAGAUUACAAGCGAUGGAUUCCAGCGUGCGCGAUCAACUCGAAAGCGAAGUAAUCUACGAUCGUCAUGUUGCGACGUACAAAUGGCUUGCGUCGAAGUUUGAUCUUCAUACAAACACUGCCAAAAGGUAUCUGAAGGAGUUUACGAGCGAGCAAGAAGCCGAUGGAAACAAUGUUACUGGACAUUGUAUUAUUACUGGCAAGCAAGACAAGCUCUACCGCAUCAUCCUGACAGCCAGCCAGUCGGUGCCUGAAACCAGAAAGGACCUGACAACUGUGACAGGAGUUCACGCAUUCAGUGCCCAGCCUUCAAACUUGGAGGACUGCAUAGACAGACUAACAGAAGCGGUGACAUCCACCAUCAAGCUGAGUGUGUGCCCCAUUUACUGUGAAGCGGCGCAGAGGACACGAGGUACGGGAAAGCGUCUCAAUGGAAUCUCAACUGCAGCCGAGAGAAAAGCUGCUUCACCUGCAAAGCCCCCUCCUCGCACACAGGAAUCCAAGACACCGGCACCGCCAAAAAGUGAGCCAGUCAAGGCAGAGAAAGAUAAGCCUACGCCCACAUCUAAGAAGGCCUCAGCCAAAACAAAGCCCAAGCAGAAUGACCUGGCAGCUGCAUUCUCUAAGGCCCGAACUGGAGCUGCAAGCACAUCAGCUAAAUCGACACCACUUCCAGAGAAGAAGAAUGCAGAUGACAACAAAAAGGCCCCCAAAGCUGCAUCUUCUGGCGGCGAGGCGACGAAGAGGAAGAGUGUCGACAAGAGUCCGAGUGAGAAGGCCACGCCAGAGAAGAAGCGAGUGAAGACUGAGCCGCCAACUUCUCCCGAGGUGUCCUCUGCGACAAGGAAGAAGCCAUCACGGCGACACGUCAUCAGUGACUCUGAAGAUGAGGACGACGAAACGACACAGUCAACCACUCCAGCCAGCUCAGAAAUUUUGAAGAGCAGUGCUACAUCCAGUGUGGCCACGAGUGAGGGUGACAAGUUUUCGGCAAAGUCUUCACCAGACUCGGGCACCCAGGGUGGUCAGAAGAAGCGCCGCCGAGUGAUGAAGUCUGUGAAGAAGACUUUCAAGGAUGAGGAGGGAUUUCUGGUAACCAAGCUGGUAAAGGAACUGGUGAGCGAGUCUGAUGAUGACGAAGAUCCUCUUCCCAAGGCCUUGAGAGAAAAGACUGCCCCAGAGAAACCAGCUGGGAAAAAGAAGGCAGCGGCAUCGGGAGACAAGAAGCAGCAGUCGCUGCUAUCAUUCUUUGGAAAGAAAUAGGAAAAGAAGCUGAGAAAAAGACUGGCACUUCAUUGUGGUGUGACCUUUUAGCAUUAAACUUCUUUGUUGAUAAAGACACA